AUGAUAACAACACCACCAAACCACCACGGCAACACCGCAACAGCGCUACAACACCACUACAAUACACCGACAAAGCUGCAACACCUCGGCAACAUGACUACAACACCCCGACAACGCUGCAACAUCACAACACCACGACAGCAUCACCCCGAAAACACCACUGCAAUACCCCGACAUUCCGACAACACCACCCCGACAUCCCGACAACACCACCCCGACACCCCGAGAACACCACACCGACAUCCCGACAACACCAUCCCGACAACACCACCCCGACAUCCCGGCCACACCAUCCCGACAUCCCGACAGUCCCACCCCGACAACACCACCUCGACAUCCCGACAGUCCCACCCCGACAUCACACACAUCCCGACCCCACCCCGACAUCCCGACAAUACCACCCCGACAUCCCGACAACACCACUCCCGACAUCCCGACAGUCCCACCCGACAUCCCGACAACACCACCCCGACAUCCCGACAACACCACCCCGACAUCCGACAACACCACUCCGACAUCCCGACAGUCCCACCCCGACAUCCCGACAACCCACUCCGACCCGACAACCCACCCCGACAUCCCGACAACACCACCCCGACAUCCCGACAACACCACCCCGACAUCCCGACAACACCACCCCGACAUCCCAACACCACCCCGACAUCCCGACAGUCCCACCCCCCGACCCCACCCCGACAUCCCGACAGUCCCACCCCGACAUCCCGACAACACCACUCCGACAUCCCGACAACCACCCCGACAUCCCGACAUCCCGACAACACCACCCCGACAACACCAUCCCGACAUCCCGACAACACCACCCCGACAACACCACCCCGACAACACCACCCGACAUCCCGACAACACCACCCCGACAUCCGACGACAUCCCGACAACACCACCCCGACAUCCCGACAACCCCACCACAUCCCGACAACCCACACCCCGACAACCCCCCCCGACAACCCCCACCCGACAUCGACAUCCCGACACACCACCCCGACCCGACAACACCACCCGACAUCCCGACAACCCACCCGACAUCCCGACAACACCACCCCGACAUCCCGACAAACAUCCCGACAACCCACCCUCCCGACCCGACAUCCCAACAACACCACCCCGAUAUCCCGACAACAUCACCCCAACAUCCCGACAACACCACCCCGACAUCCCGACAUCCCGACGACAUCCGACAACCCGACAUCCCGACAACCCCACCCCGACAUCCCGACAAACCCCGACAUCCCGACAACCCCACACCCCGACAUCCCGACACCCCACCCCGACAUCCCGACAACCCCACCCCGACAUCCCGACAACCCACCCCGACAACACCGACGACAUCCCGACAACACGACCCCGACACUCCAACGCCUCCUCCGACGCCACCGCCGCCUCCUCCAUCCCCGGAGCCGCCCUCGAACCCGCUCGUCUCGUGGCGCCAAGAACCCAGAAGAGGAUUUAAAUCACACCCUAAGUUACUGUGGUGUUGGCUGUUUCUCCUCUCCAUCAUGUGCAGCUAUAUUGCCCCGGAAACUCGUUCAUAACGCCACUUUUGCCAUACUCCGAAAUGUUGCCAGAUCUUAA
Messenger RNA from Penaeus vannamei (Pacific white shrimp), 1590 nucleotides. NCBI's taxonomy places the organism in Eukaryota, Metazoa, Arthropoda, Malacostraca, Decapoda, Penaeidae. The record is from RefSeq and is a predicted model, not a curated record.